Messenger RNA from Helianthus annuus (common sunflower), 1023 nucleotides. RefSeq lists its product as uncharacterized. The record is from RefSeq and is a predicted model, not a curated record. NCBI's taxonomy places the organism in Eukaryota, Viridiplantae, Streptophyta, Magnoliopsida, Asterales, Asteraceae. The transcript is spliced from 2 exons. The coding region runs from base 1 to 1023 and encodes 340 amino acids.
AUGAAUCAGGCACAAGGAAUUCAAACGCAAAUCCCCAAACUCACCGGCCAAAAUUAUUAUCAUUGGCACAUUCAAAUCAAAGUUUUAUUCGAAUCACAAGAACUGUGGAAUAUCAUUGAUGAAGGAAUUAAAGAACUGGGCACAAAUCCAACGGAGGAGGCGACUGCAACACACCGAGAAUCAGUCAAGAAGGAUAAGCGAGCGUUACAUAUCAUCUAUCAGUCAGUAAACGACACAAUAUUCGAACGAAUUGCACUUGCAAAAACAUCGAAAGAAGCAUGGGAUAUCUUACACAAAUCCUACAGAGGAGAAACUCGGGUAAAAACAAUCAAACUUCAAUCUUUACGUUGUGAAUUCGAUGCACUUAAUAUGAAAGAAGGGGAAUCGAUUGAAGAAUAUUUUAAUAGAACGAUAUCAAUAGUAAAUCAGUUACGAAUGAAUGAAGAUAAUAUUAGUGAACAACAAGUAGUAGAGAAGAUCCUGCGUAGUUUGACUCGAAAUUUCGAGUCAGUAGUGAUUACGAUAGAGGAAACGAAAAACCUAGGGGAUGUUUCGACCGAAGAAUUAAUGGGAAUUCUUCAAUCUCAUGAACUGAGAUUAAAGCGUUAUGAUGAUGCUCCAAUAGAACAUGCAUUCCAAGUACAAAACUCUAUCCAAGAUAGAUAUACACAGACUCGGAAUGAUGGAGCAGGGAGGGGACGCACCAAGUUUUGCAAACGUAAGGAUGAGAGUGAGAAGCCGGAUAAUGCCUUGAUACAUAAAGACGAUGAUAUUGAUGAACAUGAAGAUACAAUGUUCAUGAUCUUCAAUGUGGAGGAAGCAGUCAAAGAGGAUUGUUGGUAUCUUGACAGCGGCUGUAGUAAUCAUAUGACAGGAAACAGGGAUCUAUUUAUCAAUCUGGAUGAAUCGCUUAAGAAAGAAGUGAGAACAGGCGAUGAUAAAAGGCUGGAAGUAAUCGGUAGCGGAGAGGUGUCUGUUUCUAUCAAAGGACGGACUCGAAAAAUACCCAAGUAUUUUACGUGA